This is a messenger RNA of Acyrthosiphon pisum (pea aphid), 2557 nucleotides long. Its product is annotated as ring canal kelch homolog. Bases 407 to 2218 code for a protein of 603 amino acids. The record is from RefSeq and is a predicted model, not a curated record. Gene Ontology annotation, molecular function: protein binding. The transcript has 13 exons. NCBI's taxonomy places the organism in Eukaryota, Metazoa, Arthropoda, Insecta, Hemiptera, Aphididae.
CAAUUCGUCAUUUAACAUAUAUUCAGUAGUAGAAUAAAAAUCACGUAAAAACAGUUAGCGAUAAGCCAUUACAUCAUACUCGCUCACAUCCAUUGCUAUUCGCUGAUUUACAGCCCGCACUCCCCGCACCUUUCCAUCAUCUCUACAUUUUUACUCUACUACAAAAUUGUGUUCAAUACAAUGUAGAGAUGAGUCAAUGCUUAACAAUUGUCCAUACGAUUCGACAUAAAAAUACUGGCCAAAGUAUGAGAAACGUAUUUAGUUACAUUAACGCGGAACGCCCGGAAUUUUUAUUAAAUAAACUAUUGUCAUUCUUUAUUGGUGAGUACUGAGUUUGAAUCUAAUUGGAAAUCAUCGCAGAAAAAAAAAAGAAAAUUAAGUUUUAGGUGUUUUGUCCAUACAAGAGAUGGAUUCCAUAAAACAUGUUACACCAUGGACAAGUGAGCUAAAGAAAGUUCUGAAAUCCAACGGAUGUAAACCUACAUUUUAUAUAAACAGCUGUGAUACUAACAGAUUCUUUGAAGACCUACAAUGUUUACGAAAAGAAGAAGUGUUAUGUGAUAUUAAGUUAGAAACAGAUGACGGUGCAAUUGUGUGUGCACAUAAAGUUGUUUUAGUUUCAGCUUGUCCAUAUUUCCGUGCAAUGUUCACCAGUUCUGCUGGAGGGGAUAAAUAUGUUGUAAAUAUAAGUGAUAUAGAUUCUAAUAUUUUACAACUGCUGAUUGAUUUUAUUUAUACUGGCAAAAUAAUGGUGACCGAACAAAACGUAAUGGGUAUAUUACAAGCUGCUAUAAUCUUACAGUUGGAUUAUGUAAAAGGCGUAUGUGUUGAGUUUUUACAAAAACAAUUAAAUACUUCAAAUUGUCUUGGUAUCAAAGAAUUUGCUGACUUUUAUAACUGUGUGGACUUGUUGUCAAGCUCUGAAGAAUACAUAAAAAUGCAUUUUUUAAAAUUUGUUGAAGUUGAUGAAUUUCUAUCUUUGUCUUUUGAAGAAGUGAUUAAUCUAAUCUCCCGUGAUGACAUUAACGUUCCAUUUGAAGAAAAAAUAUUUGAAUGUGUUAUUAAUUGGGUAAAACAUGAAUUAGAUUUUAGGUAUGACAAUUUGCCUAAAUUAAUGGAACAUGUUCGUUUGUCAUUAGCGCCCGAAGAAUAUAUAUCAAAGAAUGUAGUGGAUGAACCUCUUAUUAAAAAUAAUCCUAAAUGUGAAGAUUUUGUCAACGAAGCUUUGGAUUUCCAUUUUAUCGUAAAGAAAUAUCGGGACAUUACUAUGCCACAGACAAUUCGUAAUUCACCAAGACAGACUGGACUUAAAUUUCUUCUUGCCAUGAAAGAUUCAUCAGGAAUGGGGAAGUGUUAUACAAGCUGGUAUGAUCCAGCAACCAAACUAUUGCAUAAAACAAAAAAAAUGAAUAUGGAGUGUGAAUUAUGUGGUCUGGCCUUAAUAAAGGAUCAUUUAGUUUUCGCCUUGGGUUAUAAUUAUUUUUAUUCAAGAUCAAUUGAAAUGCUUGAUUUAUCUUUGCAAUCACUUCAAUGGAAACCAACAGCUAACAUGUUAGUCGAUCGAAAUCGUUAUGGAGUUGGUGUAUUAGAUGAUCGUAUAUAUGCUGUGGGCGGAGACAUUAUUGGUGAUUCUCAGUUAAAUAGUGCAGAAGUAUUUGACGUGAGUGUUCAAAAAUGGCAGUUGAUAUCUAGUCAUAUGUCUACUGGGAGAAUUAACCCCGGUGUUGGAGUACUCAAUAAUCUUUUAUACGCGGUAGGUGGUUAUAAAUACCCAUUUUCCUUGAAAUCUGUUGAAUGUUAUGAUCCCAGCCUUGACACGUGGACACUAGUCGCACAAAUGUCUACAAGCCGCAGAGCCCCUGGUAUAGGAGUCUUAGAUGGUAUAAUGUAUGCUAUAGGUGGUGACUGUCAGGACGAUACUAGUUCAGUGGGUCUUAAAAGCGUUGAGGCAUAUACCCCAAUUGAUAAAGUUUGGUCUACUAUACCUGAUAUGCACUUGUGCCGAGUCGCUCCAAAAGUUGUCACAUUUAAGGGAUUGUUGUAUGUUAUUGGUGGAUUUGAUGGAUCUACUAAUUUGGAUUCUGUAGAAAUAUACAACCCAAAUAAAAAAACGUGGACUAUGGAACCAUUUCCUACAAGUGUAAAUGGAAUUUAUGGUAGCUUGACUCUGCUGGGACGAUUGGAUACCAAAAACAAUAUUUAUACACUAAAAUCAUGAUGGAUAUAAAAAUAUUAUCAAAUUACGUCCGGUAUGUUAUCAGCCGCAGCCGGCUCACCGGUGUGCAUAUAUUUAACACGCCCGCCGCCGAAAACUAGUUCAAUCUUCAGUGUCAGCGAUAACACGUCAUACUUUUUGCCGUGGCGCAUAUAUAUUAUCGCAGGAGUGUUUUAUAUUGUACUUAUUAUUGUAAUUUUAUUGUCGCGGUGCAAAUCGUCAGUGUUUUUUUUAUUAUUAUUGUCUUUUUUUCCGAGGUGCGAAUCAAUAAUCUUCUUAUUAGUUUUAUCUGUCGUAGCGCGAAUCGCCAUAUAUUGUAACUAUUGUAAUAUUAUAAUUAGU